CGCUCCGAUCUAGGCAACGCCAGAAUCGCAGGCCUCACCGAGGACCUCCAUCUCUCGAACCAGCAGUACUCCAACGUCGCAUCCGUCUUCUACGCAGGAUACCUGGCCUUUCAACUCCCCUCAACAUUACUCAUCAGGAAGAUCACAGCUCCAGUCCAGUUCUUCCUCUGCGCUAUGUUAUGGGGACUGUUCACGACCUGCACCGUGGCAGUGAAGUCUUACGGCUCACUGAUAGCUCUGCGAAUCCUGGUUGGAGCGGCUGAGGCUCUUUUACAGGGCGGCCUUUACUUUGUCUCGAUCAUUUAUAAGCCUAGGGAGCUUGGCUCGAGGCUUGCUAUUAUCUACUCGACAUCUUCGCUGGCUGGUGCGUGCAAUGGGCUUAUUGCUCUGGGUGUCGAGGAGAAUCUUUCCGGUGUGAACGGCUGGGCAGCUUGGCAGUGGCUGUUUCUGGCCCGUGUAAUCCCCAUGGGCUUCGCAUUUGUCGACCUCAUCUUCGUCCCAGCCUCACCCGAGAAACUGCGCUUCUUCUUCAACGAGGAAGAGAAAGCCUUGAUACUACGACGAAGCAGACUCGCACAAAAUACAUCCGAGAUCAAGUUCCUUCCGACACUGAUCCUCGUCUUGUUUAAAGAUCCGGUCUUCUGGCUAUGUGUCUGCGUCUUCUCUGGAAUGACUUUUGCCAGCGCCGCUUUCACCAACUUCCUGCCUGCAAUCAUCAAGUCCUUUGGCUGGAGUUCCGUCACGGCGCAGGCUAUGUCUGUGAUUCCGUAUGCGAUUUCGGCGGUGACGACUAUCUUCUGGGCUUUCCUCAGCGAUCGAAUUGGACAGCGAUUGCUGAUUAUGAUGACCAACAUAUUGAUCGCGAUCAUUGGCUUUAUCUUGCUGCUGACAGUCCAUAGCAAAGGAGCUUUGAUGGUGGGAGCUUGUUUUGUGCUGGCUGGUGUACAGCCUGGCAUUGCCAUCACAACAGCGUUCAUUCCGAAUUCACUGCCUGGUCGUACGUUGCCCAUGCACUCGUCUUAUUCUGACAGCGGCCGCUAA
Messenger RNA from Zasmidium cellare ATCC 36951, 1041 nucleotides. RefSeq lists its product as uncharacterized. Lineage: Eukaryota; Fungi; Ascomycota; Dothideomycetes; Mycosphaerellales; Mycosphaerellaceae. The annotation marks the transcript as partial. The transcript is spliced from 2 exons. Gene Ontology annotation, biological process: transmembrane transport. Gene Ontology annotation, cellular component: membrane. The record is from RefSeq and is a predicted model, not a curated record. Gene Ontology annotation, molecular function: transmembrane transporter activity.